This is a messenger RNA of Ziziphus jujuba (common jujube), 6924 nucleotides long. Lineage: Eukaryota; Viridiplantae; Streptophyta; Magnoliopsida; Rosales; Rhamnaceae. The record is from the annotation of a RefSeq genome assembly.
AUGAAAGGACAUCAAUUCAAAUCCUGGAUUUUCGAAUUAAGAGAGAUAUUGAGAGAGAUCAAGAAUUCUCACUAUUUCUUAGAUUCAUGGACCCAAUUCAAUUCAGUGGGAUCUUUCAUUCACAUUUUUUUCCAUCAAGAACGUUUUAUAAAACUCUUGGACUCCCGAAUUUGGAGUAUCCUACUUUCACGCAAUUCACAUUUACAGGGUUCAACAAGCAAUCGAUAUUUCACGAUCAAGGGUGUAGUACUAUUUGUAGUAGCGGUCCUUAUAUAUCGUAUUAACAAUCGAAAGAUGGUCGAAAGAAAAAAUCUCUAUUUGACAGGGCUUCUUCCUAUACCUAUGAAUUUCAUUGGACCCAGAAAUGAUACAUUGGAAGAAUCUUUUGGGUCUUCCAAUAUCAAUAGGUUGAUUGUUUCGCUCCUGUAUCUUCCAAAAGGAAAAAAGAUCUCUGAGAGCUGUUUCCUGGAUCCGAAAGAGAGUACUUGGGUUCUCCCAAUAACUAAAAAGUGUAUCAUGCCUGAAUCUAACUGGGGUUCGCGGUGGUGGAGGAACUGGAUCGGAAAAAAGAGGGAUUCUAGUUGUAAGAUAUCUAAUGAAACCGUCGCUGGAAUUGAGAUCUCAUUCAAAGAGAAAGAUAUCAAAUAUCUGGAGUUUCUUUUUGUAUAUUCUAUGGAUGAUCCGAUCCGCAAGGACCAUGAUUGGGAAUUGUUUGAUCGUCUUUCUCCGAGGAAGAGGCGAAACAUAAUCAACUUGAAUUCGGGACAGCUAUUCGAAAUCUUAGUGAAAGACUGGAUUUGUUAUCUCAUGUUUGCUUUUCGUGAAAAAAAACCAAUUGAAGCGGAGGGUUUCUUCAAACAACAAGGAGCUGGGUCAACUAUUCAAUCAAAUGAUAUUGAGCAUGUUUCCCAUCUCUUCUCGAGAAACAAGUGGGCUAUUUCUUUGCAAAAUUGUGCUCAAUUUCAUAUGUGGCAAUUCCGCCAAGAUCUCUUCUUUAGUUGGGGGAAGAAUCCGCACGAAUCGGAUUUUUUGAGGAACAUAUCGAGAGAGAAUUGGAUUUGGUUAGACAAUGUGUGGUUGGUAAACAAGGAUCGGUUUUUUAGCAAGGUACGGAAUGUAUCGUCAAAUAUUCAAUAUGAUUCCACAAGAUCCAGUUUUGUUCAAGUAACGGAUUCUAGCCAAUUGAAAGGAUCUUCUGAUCGAUCCAGAGAUCAUUUCGAUUCCAUUAGUAAUGAGGAUUCAGAAUAUCACACAUUGAUCAAUCAAAGAGAGAUUCAACAACUAAAAGAAAGAUCGAUUCUUUGGGAUCCUUCCUUUCUUCAAACGGAACGAACAGAGAUAGAAUCAGACCGAUUCCCUAAAUGCCUUUCUGGAUAUUCCUCAAUGUCCCGGCUAUUCACGGAACGUGAGAAGCAGAUGAAUAAUCAUCUGCUUCCGGAAGAAAUCGAAGAAUUUCUUGGGAAUCCUACAAGAUCCAUUCGUUCUUUUUUCUCUGACAGAUGGUCAGAACUUCAUCUGGGUUCGAAUCCUACUGAGAGGUCCACUAGAGAUCAGAAAUUGUUGAAGAAAGAACAAGAUGUUUCUUUUGUCCUUUCCAGGCGAUCGGAAAAUAAAGAAAUAGUUAAUAUAUUCAAGAUAAUUACGUAUUUACAAAAUACCGUCUCAAUUCAUCCUAUUUCAUCAGAUCCGGGAUGUGAUAUGGUUCCGAAGGAUGAACUGGAUAGUUCCAAUAAGAUUUCAUUCUUGAACAAAAAUCCAUUUUUUGAUUUAUUUCAUCUAUUCCAUGACCGGAACAGGGGGGGAUACACGUUACACCACGAUUUUGAAUCAGAAGUUCAAGAAAUGGCAGAUCUAUUCACUCUAUCAAUAACCGAGCCGGAUCUGGUGUAUCAUAAGGGAUUUGCCUUUUCUAUUGAUUCCUACAGAUUGGAUCAAAAACAAUUCUUGAAUGAGGUAUUCAACUCCAGGGAUGAAUCGAAAAAGAAAUCUUUAUUGGUUCUACCUCCUAUUUUUUAUGAAGAAAAUGAAUCUUUUUAUCGAAGGAUCAGAAAAAAAUGGGUCCGGACCUCCUGCGGGAAUGAUUUGGAAGAUACAAAACCAAAAAUAGUGGUAUUUGCUAGCAACAACAUAAUGGAGGCAGUCAAUCAAUAUAGAUUGAUCCGAAAUCUGAUUCAAAUCCAAUAUAGCACCUAUGGGUACAUAAGAAAUGUAUUGAGAAAUGUAUUGAAUCGAUUCUUUUUAAUGAAUAGAUCCGAUCGCAACUUCGAAUAUGGAAUUCAAAGGGAUCAAAUAGGAAAUGAUACUCUGAAUCAUAGAACUAUAAUGAAAUAUACGAUCAACCAACAUUUAUCAAAUUUGAAAAAGAGUCAGAAGAAAUGGUUCGAUCCUCUUAUUUUUAUUUCUCGAACCGAGAGAUCCAUGAAUCGGGAUCCUAAUGCAUAUAGAUACAAAUGGUCCAAUGGGAGCAAGAAUUUACAGGAACAUUUGGAACAUUUCAUUUCUGAGCAGAAGAGCCAUUUUCAUUUUCAAGUAGUGUUCGAUCGAUUACGUAUUAAUCAAUAUUCGAUUGAUUGGUCUGAGGUUAUCGACAAAAAAGAUUUGUCUAAGUCACUUCCUUUCUUUUUGUCCAAGUUACUUCUUUUUUUGUCCAAGUUUCUUCUCUUUUUGUCUAACUCACUUCCUUUUUUCUUUGUGAGUUUCGGGAAUAUCCCCAUUCAUAGGUCCGAGAUCCACAUCUAUGAAUUGAAAGGUCCGAAUGAUCAACUCUGCAAUCAGUUGUUAGAAUCAAUAGGUCUUCAAAUCGUUCAUUUGAAAAAAUGGAAACCCUUCUUAUUGGAUGAUCAUGAUACUUCCCAAAAAGCGAAAUUCUUGAUCAAUGGAGGAACAAUAUCACCAUUUUUGUUCAAUAAGAUACCAAAGUGGAUGAUUGACUCAUUCCAUACUAGAAAUAAUCGCAGGAAAUCUUUUGAUAACACGGAUUCCUAUUUCUCAAUGAUAUCCCACGAUCAAGACAAUUGUCUGAAUCCCGUGAAACCAUUUCAUAGAAAUUCAUUGAUAUCUUCUUUUUAUAAAGCAAAUCGACUUCGAUUCUUGAAUAAUCCACAUCACUUCUGCUUCUAUUGUAACAAAGGAUUCCCUUUUUAUGUGGAAAAGGCCCGUAUCAAUAAUUAUGAUUUUACGUAUGGACAAUUCCUCAAUAUCUUGUUCAUUCGCAACAAAAUAUUUUCUUUGCGCGGCGGUAAAAAAAAAUAUGUUUUUUUGGAGAGAGAUACUAUUUCACCAAUCGAGUUACAGGUGUCUAACAUAUUCAUACCUAACGAUUUUCCACAAAAUGGUGACGAAAAGUAUAACUUGUACAAAUCUUUCCAUUUUCCAAUUCGAUCCGAUCCAUUCGUUCGUAGAGCUAUUUACUCGAUCGCAGACAUUUCUGGAACACUUCUAACAGAGGGACAAAUAGUCAAUUUUGAAAGAACUUAUUGUCAACCUCUUUCAGAUAUGAAUCUGUCUGAUUCAGAAGGGAAGAACUUGCAUCAGUAUCUCAAUUUCAAUUCAAACAUGGGUUUGAUUCACACUCCAUGUUCUGAGAAAUAUUUACCAUCCGAAAAGAGGAAAAAACGGGGUCUUUGUCUAAAGAAAUGCCUUGAGAAAGGGCGGAUGUAUAGAACCUUUCAACGAGAUAGUGCUUUUUCAACUCUCUCAAAAUGGAAUAUAUUCCAAACAUAUAUGCCAUGGUUCCUUACUUCGACAGGAUACAAAUAUCUAAAUUUGAUAUUUUUAGAUACUUUUUCAGACCUAUUGCCGAUACUAAGUAGCAGCCAAAAAUUUGUAUCCAUUUUUCAUGAUAUUAUGCGUGGAUCAGAUAUAUCAUGGCGAAUUCUUCAGAAAAAACUGUGUCUUCCACAAUGGAAUCUGAUAAGUGAGAUUUCGAGUAAGUGUUUACAUAAUCUUCUUCUGUCCGAAGAAAUGAUUCAUCGAAAUAAUGAGUCACCAUUGAUAUCGACACAUCUGAGAUCGCCAAAUGUUCGGGAGUUCCUCUAUUCAAUCCUUUUCCUUCUUCUUGUUGCUGGAUAUCUCGUUCGGACACACCUUCUCUUUGUUUCUCGAGCCUAUAGUGAGUUACAGACAGAGUUCGAAAGGGUCAAAUCUUUGAUGAUUCCAUCAUACAUGAUUGAGUUGCGAAAACUUCUGGAUAGGUAUCCUACAUCUGAACUGAAUUCUUUCUGGUUAAAGAAUCUCUUUCUAGUUGCUCUGGAACAAUUAGGAGAUUCUCUAGAAGAAAUACGGGGUUCUGCUUCUGGCGGCAACAUGCUAUGGGGUGGUGGUCCCGCUUAUGGGGUCAAAUCAAUACGUUCUAAGAAGAAAUAUUUGAAUAUCAAUCUCAUCGAUAUCGUCGAUUUCAUAAGUAUCAUACCAAAUCCCAUCAAUCGAAUCGCUUUUUCGAGAAAUACGAGACAUCUAAGUCAUACAAGUAAAGAGAUCUAUUCAUUGAUAAGAAAAAGAAAAAACGUGAACGGUGAUUGGAUUGAUGAUAAAAUAGAAUCCUGGGUCUCGAACAGUGAUUCGAUUGAUGAUAAAGAAAGAGAAUUCUUGGUUCAGUUCUCCACCUUAACGACAGAAAAAAGGAUUGAUCAAAUUCUAUUGAGUCUGACUCAUAGUGAUCACUUAUCAAAGAAUGACUCUGGUUAUCAAAUGAUUGAACAACCGGGAGCAAUUUACUUACGAUACUUAGUUGACAUUCAUAAAAAGUAUCUAAUGAGUUAUGAGUUCAAUACAUCCUGUUUAGCAGAAAGACGGAUAUUCCUUGCUCAUUAUCAGACAAUCACUUAUUCACAAACCUCCUGUGGGGCUAAUAGUUUUCAUUUCCCAUCUCAUGGAAAACCUUUUUCGCUCCGCUUAGCCCUAUCCCUCUCUAGGGGUAUUUUAGUGAUAGGUUCUAUAGGAACUGGACGAUCCUAUUUGGUCAAAUACCUAGCGACAAACUCCUAUGUUCCUUUCAUUACAGUAUUUCUGAACAAGUUCCUGGAUAAAAAGGGUUUUCUUAUUGAUGAUAGUGACGAUAUUGAUGAUAGUGACGAUAUUGAUGAUAGUGACGAUAUUGAUGAUAGUGACGAUAUUGAUGAUAGUGACGAUAUUGAUGAUAGUGACGACAUCGACCGUGACCUUGAUACGGAGCUGGAGCUUCUAACUAUGAUGAAUGCGCUAACUAUGGAUAUGAUGCCGGAAAUAGACCGAUUUUAUAUCACCCUUCAAUUCGAAUUAGCAAAAGCAAUGUCUCCUUGCAUAAUAUGGAUUCCAAACAUUCAUGAUCUGGAUGUGAAUGAGUCGAAUUACUUAUCCCUCGGUCUAUUAGUGAACUAUCUCUCCAGGGAUUGUGAAAGAUGUUCCACUAGAAAUAUUCUUGUUAUUGCUUCGACUCAUAUUCCCCAAAAAGUGGAUCCCGCUCUAAUAGCUCCGAAUAAAUUAAAUACAUGCAUUAAGAUACGAAGGCUUCUUAUUCCACAACAACGAAAGCACUUUUUCACUCUUUCAUAUACUAGGGGAUUUCACUUGGAAAAGAAAAUGUUCCAUACUAAUGGAUUCGGGUCCAUAACCAUGGGUUCCAAUGUACGAGAUCUUGUAGCACUUACCAAUGAGGCCCUAUCGAUUAGUAUUACACAGAAGAAAUCAAUUAUAGACACUAAUAUAAUUAGAUCUGCUCUUCAUAGACAAACUUGGGAUUUGCGAUCCCAGGUAAGAUCGGUUCAGGAUCAUGGGAUCCUUUUCUAUCAGAUAGGAAGGGCUGUUGCACAAAAUGUACUUCUAAGUAGUUGCUCCAUAGAUCCUAUAUCUAUCUAUAUGAAGAAGAAAUCAUGUAACGAAGGGGAUUCUUAUUUGUACAAAUGGUACUUCGAACUUGGAACGAGCAUGAAGAAAUUAACGAUACUUCUUUAUCUUUUGAGUUGUUCUGCCGGAUCGGUCGCUCAAGACCUUUGGUCUCUACCCGGACUCGAUGAAAAAAAUGGGAUCACUUCUUAUGGACUCGUUGAGAAUGAUUCUGAUCUAGUUCAUGGCCUAUUAGAAGUAGAAGGCGCUCUGGUGGGAUCCUCACGGACAGAAAAAGAUUGCAGCCAGUUUGAUAAUGAUCGAGUGACAUUGCUCCUUCGGCCCGAACCAAGGAAUCCCUUAGAUAUGAUGCAAAAUGGAUCUUGUUCUAUCGUUGAUCAGAGAUUUCUCUAUGAACAAUACGAAUCGGAAUUUGAAGAAGGGGAAGGAGAAGGAGUCCUCGACCCGCAACGGAUAGAGGAGGAUUUAUUCAAUCACAUAGUUUGGGCUCCUAGAAUAUGGCGCCCUUGGGGCUUUCUAUUUGAUUGUAUCGAAAGGCCCAAUGAAUUGGGAUUUCCCUAUUGGGCCAGGUCAUUUCGGGGCAAGCGGAUCAUUUAUGAUGAAGAGGAUGGGCUUCAAGAGAAUGAUUCGGAGUUCUUGCAGAGUGGAACCAUGCAGUACCAGACACGAGAUAGAUCUUCCAAAGAACAAGGCUUUUUUCGAAUAAGCCAAUUCAUUUGGGACCCUGCAGAUCCACUCUUUUUCCUAUUCAAAGAUCAGCCCGUUGUCUCUGUGUUUUCACAUCGAGAAUUCUUUGCAGAUGAAGAGAUGUCAAAGGGGCUUCUUACUUCCCAAACAGAUCUUCCUGCAUCUAUAUAUAAACGCUGGUUUAUCAAGAAUACGCAAGAAAAGUACUUCGAAUUGUUGAUUCAUCGCCAGAGAUGGCUUAGAACCAAUAGUUCAUUAUCUAAUGGAUUUUUCCGUUCUAAUACUCCAUCCGAGAGUUAUCAGUAUUUAUCAAAGCUGUUCCUAUCUAACGGAACGCUAUUGGAUCAAAUGACAAAGACAUUGUUGAGAAAAAGAUGGCUUUUCCCGGAUGAAAUGAAAAUUGGAUUCAUGUAA